Tarenaya hassleriana is the source of this 2258-nucleotide messenger RNA. RefSeq names its product F-box/LRR-repeat protein 10. Bases 108 to 2090 code for a protein of 660 amino acids. Gene Ontology annotation, biological process: SCF-dependent proteasomal ubiquitin-dependent protein catabolic process. The record is from RefSeq and is a predicted model, not a curated record. Lineage: Eukaryota; Viridiplantae; Streptophyta; Magnoliopsida; Brassicales; Cleomaceae. The transcript has 5 exons. Gene Ontology annotation, cellular component: SCF ubiquitin ligase complex. Gene Ontology annotation, molecular function: protein binding.
UUGGAUCUCAGAGCAUUUCGAAUUCGAGCACUUGGGGAUCUAAGAUUCAGCCUCAGACAAUCUCACGCCAGCGACGCCAUCACUAUCGAAGAAGAGAGAACCCAGAGAUGUCUGCCACUGUCGGCGCCGGCGGCCGAGGAGAUUGCGGCCGUUGCGACGGAGGGAGGAAUCUGGAUCUGUUACCGGCGGCUCUGCUGGAGACUGUCAUGACGAAGCUCGACGUAGCUUCCCUCUGCUCUUUGGCUUCCACUUGCAGAACACUCAGGAGCUGCGUCUCUCGUGUCCUUACCUUCGCUCCCAACUUUCACAUCUUCAAUAUCGCCCUGCCGAUGGAAACUGUCAGGCCAUUGUUGCUUCCGAAUCAGCAACUCUCAAGUCUCAAGCUUGACUGUGGACGGCUUAACAAUUCAGCCAUUGGCAUGAUGGUGCGGCCAUCUUUGCAGGAGCUAUGUCUUCAGAACUGCCGUUGUUUCAGCGGUGACCUUCUUUAUGAAAUUGGUAGGAAAUGCAGGGAUUUAAGGUUCCUUCGUUUGGGUUCAGUGGCAGAUAAAAGUAGUCUAAGCAUUAGCCGUCAUGCUCUGGAGGAGUUGCUACAUGGUUGCUCCCGCUUAGAGGUGUUGAUGCUCAUGUUUGACCUCUCGUUGCAUUUGCGUCCUGGCGAUGUUCGCAUUUUCGAAUCGGUCUCUGAUAAACUUACUCAUCUUGAGCUUGGACACAUCACUUCAAGAAUGAUGACACAACUGCUUAGCCCACCACCUGGAAUACCGGGGCAGGAUAGCAGUAGGGUUCCUCCGACCAUUCUCAAAAACGUUCAGCGGUUGCGCCUCUCAGUGGAUUCUAUUUCCGAUGCUCUGGUCAGGGCGAUAUCAAGAUCUCUUGUUUCACUGACACAUUUGGAUUUACGAGAUGCGCCCCUCGAGGAUCCAAGGCAGUUUGCGGAUCUCACCAAUUCUGGACUUCAAGAGAUUAAUCAAAACGGUAAGCUCAAGCACCUUUCUCUUAUCCGCAGCCAGGAAUUUCACCCUACCUAUUUCCGGAGAGUUGAUGAUCAAGGGAUGCUCUUUCUUGCUGACAAGUGCUGGGGCAUGGAAAACAUCUGUCUUGGUGGGUUCUGUCGGGUUACUGAUGCGGGUUUCAAGACCAUUCUGCACUCUUGCUCGAGUCUCUGCAAGCUUAGUAUAUAUCACGGGCCUAAGCUAACGGAUCUUGUUUUCCAUGACAUCUCGGCUACUUCUCUUUCGCUGAGACAUGUGAGCCUAAGAAGGUGCCAUCUUCUGACCGACCAUGCCAUUCAAAAGCUGGCUUUAAAUCUCAAGCUAGAGAAUCUCGACUUGAGAGGAUGCAGAAACCUCGGGGAUGAAGCCUUACGUGCCAUUUCCCAUUUGCCGGAACUGAAGGUUUUACUUCUGGAUGGUACCGAUGUAAGCGAUGAAGGACUCUCGUACCUGAAAGAUGGAGCAUUGGGUUCAUUAGCUUCUCUAUCGGUAAGAGGGUGCAAAAAUUUGACCGAUAAAUUCGUGUCUUCCUUAUUCGAUGGAUCCUCUAAACUAGAGCUGCGUGAACUGGAUUUGUCCAAUCUACCUGGCCUCACCGAUGAUGCUGUUCUAACUCUGGCAAGGGUCGGAGCCCCGAUCACGAAUCUCCGACUAAGAGAAUGUGGCCUCAUAGGGGACAAAUCUGUUAUGGCUUUAGCUUCUACAAUGGUAAGCGAAGACAAGUGUCCAGGAAGUAGUUUGGUUCUGUUGGAUCUUUACGACUGCGGUGGCAUCACUCAACUCUCAUUCAAGUGGUUAAAGAAACCGUAUUUCCCGAGGCUUCGAUGGUUAGGGAUCACGGGAAGUGUGAAUAGGGACAUUGUAGAUGCGUUGGCGAGGAGACGGCCGUAUUUGCAAGUCGCUUGCCGUGGAGAAGAGCUCGGGAACGAGCAGGAGGAUGACUGGGACUCGGCAGACGUGCACCAACAUAUUGAGGCGCAAGGAGAUGAGCUUGAACAGUGGAUUAUGGAUGAAGAUGGUGACAUUGAAAUGGAAGAUACAGAAGACGAGGACAUGGAAGAAGGCGGGGGCGAAGAAGAAGAAGGCGACGGAUAAUACAGGACGAGGCCCCGACACGGGGUGGGGUUCACCUCUAAAGAGUGGGUGUUUAUCCGAAUCUGAAACUGAAAGACACUGGUGUUGUUCGUGUAAACUUGAUUGGUUUGAUGCAUCCAUUAUGAUAAAACUCAGAAGUAUGAAGGAAUUGCUUUAGGGUUUCAAUUC